Molecule: messenger RNA, 4229 nt
Organism: Lagopus muta (rock ptarmigan)
Lineage: Eukaryota; Metazoa; Chordata; Aves; Galliformes; Phasianidae
Gene: HTR6
Product: 5-hydroxytryptamine receptor 6
Exons: 3
Coding region: 2404-3705 (433 amino acids)
Biological process (GO): chemical synaptic transmission; G protein-coupled receptor signaling pathway, coupled to cyclic nucleotide second messenger
Cellular component (GO): dendrite; membrane
Molecular function (GO): neurotransmitter receptor activity; G protein-coupled serotonin receptor activity
Source: RefSeq, a predicted model, not a curated record
CCUUCCCUUCAAGAGCAGGGAGAGCUGCUGAAAGGAAAACCAACCGCAGGGAUGCAGCACCUGGCCCGUGUCUGCAGUUCUGGUCCCAUUCUCUUAGGCUGUGCACGGGCUCCCUGCGGGUUCGUGCGACCUCGGUCGGUUCUGUUGCCACUAGGUGACACUCUCGAUCCAGCACGUUUUGCGGCUUCCAGGAGCGCUUCUGGGCCGGAGGAAGACAAGCUUGGAUCAGGACUUCACGUAAGGCUCCAGUUGCUGGAGGGAAUGCAGCAGGCUCAGGUGCUCAGGCUUUGUUCAGUCUUCUCUGGAGCAGAAGCUCUGCGGUGAAGCUGAGAUGCUCCAAGCUUGGGGUGCAGCGGUGCUGAGAAGGAAGCGGGGCGUUGGAGCAGCAGCGUGGCCCAGCUGGGAUAAACGUGUUCUGCUGCAGUGAUUUAUCCCAGCUGGGAGGCCACCACAGCGUGGGCUCAGGGUGGGUUUCCUUGCUUGUUCCCAGCACAGAUGGGACGAGGAAGUGAGGCUUUCCUGGUACAAACGCAUUUCUAAAGCAACCUCCUGCUGCGAUCAGAGCCUCGCGUGUGCGUGCUCUGCCCCGGGCUGCCUGCCAGGACAGCGUGACGCAGGGACGGCUGGGGAGGUUUGCAUGGGAGCGUCCCAGGAGGAGAUCCUGCAGAUGCAGAGGGGCAGAAGCCACGCGCAGGCACCCAGGGGAGCUCAUCCUCCCAGGGGAGCAGCUAUGGAGUGGCACACUGCUGGGGGGAGCACCGUGCUCCUCACACACACAGAUGAGUCCUGCUGUGCAUCUCCCUUCUGUCUUGCUCGCAGAUGGCAUCCAGGCCAGGCACUCCCAUUCAGCUGCUAGGAAAAGUGGGACAGUUGUUGAAAAGCAGAUUAGCGAAGCAGAUCUCGAUAGAGACAAAGUUCUGUUCCUUCCCUUCAUUCAUGUUCUUGUUUCCCACUGGUAUCACAGGCAGUGUGUUAGGGUCAAACAGGCACAUCCUCACAACUCGCUGCUGCUCUGGCCAUGGAGAUGCAGGGGUGUCCCAUUGUCCCAUCUCUCCAUCAGCACUGGGGUCGGUGCCUGUGGCUGCGGUGCCCUCAGUGGGACCUGAGCCUGUUUGAAGGACAAACCCUGCCAGCAAUGAGAAGAAAACGAUCAGUGUCUGCCAAGCACCUCGAGGUACUGACUGUGAAAGGUGGAGGUGGGAGCUCAGGUUGCACGAUGGCACCUCGAGAUUUGGAAGCAUCUUCUGGAGGAUGGCAUGGAGGAGCUGCUGGAGCACGUAGGGUCCUCGGCCUUGCUGCCAAAGGGGCAAGUCGCCCUGGGCCCACCCAGCCCCCUGCCUGCCUCUGGCUGCUGUUUGAGAGGGCAGCUGCAGGUACUGGAUACAGGCUUUGUUGCUUUGUAUUUGCUUAUGCAAAAUUUUGCUCUCAUCAGCCGGCACUGAGGACAGAACCUUGCACUCAGCACUGGCAGUCGGGCUCAGCUGCAGAGUGCUGUUGGCCUGCAAAGUGAGCAUGGGGUCUGCACAGCAGAGGGGAGGCAGAGCACGGUGCGGGCUGUGUCUUUAAGGCACAGAAGGGAACUCUCUGGCUGCCACUUCGCAGAGUUUAGCCCAAAUCCCCGUGUUCAUUAGCAAUUCAUUGCAUCUCCUCCUCUCCCCUCCGCCCCACCUCCUCCGUAUCGGCAUUUCUGCAUCCUGCGCUGUGCAUCGCAGAGCAGCAGGUAAAAGUCUGGCUGGCUGCUGCACGCACACCGUUCACGCACAUCCCCGCACGCCCGACGCACCUCUGCCGGGGGCCAGGCACCGCCGGGCAGCUUCCCGUGCUCCUGCAUCUUCCUCCCCGCGUCUGAGCGUGGCUGGGAGCAUCCCCGCGCCCACCCCAGGGCUGCUCUGCCUCUCCUCGCCGUCUCCGGCUGCAGCAGCAAAGCUCAGGCACGGAGGAGGUCGGUGGGGCAGAGCCCUGCAGGUGGACGAAGGCAGCGGAGAGCUGAGAGCUGAGAGCUGAGCAUCCCCAGCGCUGCGUGGUCCGUCUGACUCCCUGGUGCAGAGCAUCACAGAGUCCGGCGUGUCCUCCCGUCCAGAGCUCCCCCGGUGCCCACGGCAUCCUCGGCGUCCAGCAGCGCUGUCCGGGCACAUCCCGGCACGGAGGGGAUUUGCAGGGACGAGCAGAAGCCUGGCUGUGAGUAACAGGGAGGGGAACCUCGCUGCUCAUCGGCUCCUGGAAAUGUCACUGCCUUGAUUGCCAGUGAAGAGAGAGAGCAGGGGAAGAGAGGGAGAAGAGAGCAGCAAGGAGGACGGCCGGAGAGAUGGAGCUCCCUCCCCUGGAGCCGGCGCCUGCCAUGAUCACCUAGCACAGGUGGAGAAGGUCCCUGGCUGCAGAGCCAGCCCUGCUGCCCCGCUCCUCAUGGAGGGCAUUUUGGGAUCCCCCAAUGCCAGCGUGCUGGGGGGGCGCUCACUGCUGGUGGGGAGCAGCUGGAUGGCCGCCUUCCUCUGCUUCAUCAUCCUGCUGACCACAGCCGGGAACUCCCUCCUCAUCCUCCUCAUCGUCACCCAGCGCUCCCUCCGCAACACCUCCAACUAUUUCCUGGUGUCCCUCUUCAUGUCCGACCUGAUGGUGGGGCUGGUGGUGAUGCCCCCCGCCAUGCUCAACCAGCUCUACGGCCACUGGGUGCUGAGGGGAGACUUCUGCUCCCUCUGGUACGCCUUCGACGUCAUGUGCUGCAGCGCCUCCAUCCUCAACCUCUGCGUCAUCAGCUUGGACCGCUACCUGCUCAUCAUCUCCCCUCUGAAAUACAAGCUGCGCAUGACAUCCUGCAGGGCCCUCUGGCUCAUCCUGGCCACCUGGACCUUGGCUGCUCUGGCCUCCUUCCUGCCCAUCAAACUGGGCUGGCACAAGCUGGAAUUCGAGGUUUGGUCCCCAAAUGUCACCUCCCGGGGGGACGAGGAGCAGUGCCGGCUGGUGGUCAGCUUGCCCUACGCCCUGGUGGCCUCCUGCCUGACUUUCUUCCUCCCAUCCGCCGCCAUCUCCUUCACCUACUGCCGCAUCCUCCUGGCAGCUCGCAAGCAAGCCGUGCAGGUGGCUUCCCUCGCCUCCAACGUGGCCACUGCCACCACCGACGAGAGCAUGGAGCAGGUUCCCCAUGCCCCAAGUCAGCCUGCAGCUGGCAGCGAGAGCAGGAGGUUUGCGAACAAGCACAGCAAGAAGGCGCUGAAGGCCAGCCUGACACUGGGCAUCCUGCUGGGCAUGUUCUUCGUGGCCUGGCUCCCCUUCUUUGUCACCAAUGUGACGCAGGCAGUGUGUGACUGUGUCCCUGCUGGCUUCUUUGACGUGCUCACCUGGCUGGGCUACUGCAACAGCACCAUGAACCCCAUCAUCUACCCGCUCUUCAUGAGGGACUUCAAGAGAGCCAUGGGCAAAUACCUGCCCUGCUGCCGGCGCACCGGGGAGCCCCGGCCCAGCGCCAUCUCUCUCUCCAUGAGGAACUCCAACAGCGGGCCCCGUGCGGCCACGUCCCUCAAGAAUGUCCUCGCCUUGCAGGCUGAGACCGACUCCGUUGUCUCUGAGGCGGUGGCAAAUGAACACAGCCUGCUGCCGGCAGCUGAAGGCGCCCUGCCUGCCCCCACUGCUCGCUUGGUCGGCCUUUUUGAGAUGGAAAACCCAGAGCUGGAGCUGCAGCGCCGGCAGCUCGGCACCCCUGAGGCCUGAGGGCCAGCCUGGGUAUGUCUACUGCGCCCAGGGGAGGAGCUCAGCUUCUGCUUGUACAGCCCAGCAGGUCGCCCCUAACUCACAUCAAGGGGAAAAAAACAGAUGGGAAGCACGUCCCGUGACUCACGGGCAAGAUUCGGGGCUGCUCCAGUCCUCAGCACAUCAUGUCCCCUGGGGACUUAAUUUUCUCGCCUGAUCUGGGCUGUAUCUGUCAGUUUCCUGUGAAAGCAGUGACUUGCAGCAUGCUGAAACCAUCCCAUGUAAUCACGAGCAGGCAGCGCUAUGGGGGAUUAAAUCUGAUGCAAAAUGCUCAACGCUGCUUUUUGGAUACUCCACACGGGUGUGGGUGUUCAGCCUGUUUGUAGCUCCACGGGUAUCCUGACAGUAGUAAGGAACGAAAUAAGCUUCCCUUUAGCUUUCAUCCCACAGCUUCCUAUUUCUGGCAUACAGCCAUCACACUUUGCUCUGACAACCCAUCAAUUUGAAGACGAUGCCGUUAGAAAUCUUUUUUUUUUUUUCUUUUU